Messenger RNA from Puma concolor (puma), 1648 nucleotides. RefSeq names its product sirtuin 3 (gene SIRT3). Lineage: Eukaryota; Metazoa; Chordata; Mammalia; Carnivora; Felidae. Gene Ontology annotation, molecular function: histone deacetylase activity, NAD-dependent; NAD+ binding. Gene Ontology annotation, cellular component: nucleus. The record is from RefSeq and is a predicted model, not a curated record.
GUGGCCCUCGGGGACAAGGUCGCGAGCGGGCGGCGGAGCAGCUGCGACAUGGCACGGUGGGUUCGGCCUGCUCUUUGCGCCCUCAGGCUCUGGGGCCCGGCAGGGUGGAGGAGUCUCUAUCCGGAAGUCAGAGAUGUCCCGGGGAAGGGUCAUCAAGGGCCUUCCCCUGGAAGAACAGACGCGGUGGCCGCCAGCCUUUGGGGUGUGAGAAAGGCGUCCUGUGCAGUGGGGCUGGCAGCCCUGAACUCUGGCAUUACAGGCGGAAGAAGACCUAUAUCUUCUUCUGCUAGUGCCUCAAGCGUCUUCGGAAGCGGAGGCAACGGCAAGCAGAAGCUCUUUCUCCAGGACGUAGCUGAGCUGAUUCGAGCCGGAGCCUGCCAGAAGGCAGUGGUCAUGGUGGGGGCCGGCGUCAGCACGCCCAGCGGCAUUCCGGACUUCAGGUCUCCAAGGAGCGGCCUGUACAGCAACCUGCAGCGGUACGACCUCCCAUACCCUGAGGCCAUUUUCGAGCUCACUUUCUUCCAUCACAACCCCAAGCCCUUUUUCGCUCUGGCCAAGGAGCUGCACCCCGGGAGCUACAGGCCCAAUGUCAUACACUAUUUCCUCCGCCUGCUCCACGACAAGGGGCUGCUUCUGCGGCUCUACACACAGAACAUCGAUGGGCUCGAGAGAGUGGCUGGCAUCCCUGCCUCCAAGCUGGUUGAAGCUCACGGAUCCUUUGCCUCUGCCACGUGCACUGUCUGCCGAAGGCCCUUCCCAGGGAAGGACGUUUGGGAUGAAGUGAUGGUGGACAGGAUCCCCCGCUGUCCAGUCUGCACUGGCAUCGUGAAGCCCGACAUCGUGUUCUUUGGGGAGACACUGCCCCAGAGGUUCUUGCUACAUGUGGUUGAUUUCCCCAUGGCAGAUGUGCUGCUUAUCCUCGGGACCUCCCUGGAGGUAGAACCUUUUGCCAGCUUGUCUGAGGCCGUGCGGAGCUCGGUGCCCCGACUGCUCAUCAACCGGGACCUGGUGGGGCCCUUUGCUUGGCGUCCUCGCAGCAGGGACGUGGUCCAGCUGGGGGAUAUGGUUCACAGCGUGGAAAGGCUGGUGGAGCUUCUAGGCUGGACAGAAGAGUUGCGGGACCUCAUGCGGCAGGAAGCCGAGAAGCUCAAUGGACGGGACAGAUAGGGUGAUGGCUGGUCCCCCCACCACUCCUGGGACCAGAAAUGGUUCCAUGGAGUCACUGCCCACCGCUAAGGAAACAGUUUUGGCUGGACUGGAACCUGCGGCCUAAGGAAGAAUGAGGCUGCCCAGGUCACGAGCUCUGUGCCGACCCGUCGUGUUGUGCUCACAUCACAGGCCACCCGUCACACUGGCACCUUUCUGCUGUUGGGACUCUUCAGUCUGCUGAGGCUGACUGCAAAAGCUUUGACAGCUUCAACUCAAACAGACCAACGGAAAGCCCCGACUGGAUCAGCCAUGUGUCCAGGUCUCCAUCCGAAGGGCUCGGCAUCUUGGUCUGUUAGAAGGACCCAGUCUCUGGCUGAGUGGCCUUAGUCACUCCCAAGGCAUGGUCCUGGGUCCCAAGUAAUAGAAUAGGGUCCUUUAGUAUGUUGGUCUCCUUGGUAAUGUUAUUUUUAAUUAAAGAAACUUUAUUCAUUUCUGGCAU